GUGAACCGACUUCUGCGUGAUCCUUCCAGCCACCAGACACCCGUUUCGUAGCAAAAAGUAAAGAACCAUUUUUGGACCGAGACGUCUGGAAACCGCCUGAGUCGGAAGAACAUUGAUUUCUUGACACUCCUUAGAAGUAGCUGCUAAAUAGACGUAAAUUCAAAUGGAUCCGGAAGAUUACCCGAGUGACAGCGACGCCAGUGAUGAGGAUUUUCGUCCCGACAAGGUUGAAGACGACUCCGCUAGUGAGGUGGAUUCCGAUGAAAAUGUAGAAGGCCACGACGCAGAAGACGAUGGGGAGGAAUCUGGCGGUGGGAGGAAGCGAAAGCAGAAGACCAAAAAGACCGGUAACAAAAAAGCCAAGAUAGAGAAAGCUAAAGUUGAGGAGAAGAAAGAAUCCGCUGUGGGUGAAAAUUGUCAAGACGACGAGGACGAAGAACAAUUAACAGAUGCCCUUUGGGCGGACUUCUUAGCAGGAACAGGAAAUUCGAAUGGCUCAACGGCUUCUGAUUCUAAAACAUCGGUUCCGGCCAAAAAGGAACCACCUCGAAAAUCCACAGAACCUAAAAAAGUAAUAUCGGAACCGGACAAAGUUACGACGGUUACGAAAAUAUUUGAAUUUGCCGGAGAAGCCGUAGAAGUAAUAGAGGAAGUACCCAAGACUAACCCAGCAGCAGGUCAAUCAGCCAAACCGGCAGUAAAACCUGCCUUAGGAUCAUCCAACGGAAACGCCGGCCCGGCAAAACCAUUCGGAGGUGGUAGACCCGCGGGAGGCGGACUCGGAGCAGUAUUAGGCCAAAUUGGCAAAAAGAACAAAUUGAGCACGCUGGAGAAAACCAAACUCGACUGGAACAGCUUCAAGCGCUCGCAGGGAAUCGAGGAGGAACUGCAGACCCACAAUAAGGGUAAGGAUGGCUACCUGGAGCGGCAAGACUUCCUGCAGAGAGCGGAUGUGCGACAGUUUGAAAUUGAAAAAUCCUUCCGUCAGACCACCAGGAGCAAUCGAUAAGACUAAUUCCCCCGUGAGAAGCAUUGAAACUAUGAACCACUUGUCUUAUUCCCUAAUUAUCAGCUUAACAAUAAUCUGAAAUAUGUAUAUCGUGUUUCGGCUUAUGUAUGUAUUUAAUAGCAGAUUGUCUCAAUAAGUUUUAGCUCCGACUUGUCGCUUGCAUAACUUUGUUACUGCUUGAAUAUGAAAAAAUACAAAUGGUCACUAACAUAAAUCAGCUGCUUUAAAACUA
This is a messenger RNA of Aedes albopictus (Asian tiger mosquito), 1241 nucleotides long. It is a transcript of the gene Yeti, whose product is annotated as craniofacial development protein 1. Lineage: Eukaryota; Metazoa; Arthropoda; Insecta; Diptera; Culicidae. The coding region runs from base 164 to 1009 and encodes 281 amino acids. The transcript is spliced from 2 exons. The record is from RefSeq and is a predicted model, not a curated record. Gene Ontology annotation, cellular component: Swr1 complex.